ACAAAUAAACUUAGUGUCUCACUAUUCUUUUUCGCAAUGUCGUACUUAUGCUUAGGCCCUAUAAGUGCGGGAAAAACCCUGUUGUUGACGUGUUUGCAGAAUCCUGAAUCGGUCAACUUUACGUCCCAUUCAGUGCCCAGUGUGGGUACCAAUUUGUUCACUAUUAAAAUUCCUCCUGUGGUUAUCGAUGAGAAGGAAAUCAACGUAAAACCACCACCGCCACCUCGCAAACGCGAUCUUGUGCAGGUUCGAGAAGUUGGCGGAUGUUUGGCGCCAAUUUGGCGAGACUACUUGAAUAGACCUGUGGAUAAAAUAAUCUACGUUGUGGACACAUCUAAUCUUUGCCAAAUCUCCGCUGCUGGUGUUUUACUGUAUUCCAUGCUUGCCGAGCCAAGGUUACAGAAGGCGAAAUUUCUAUUGGUUCUCUCGAAGAUGGAUCUCGCGUAUCGUCAAAUGAGAAACGAAGCUCUUCUAAUGUUGCAAAUGGAAAAGUUCCGAAAACAGAUUGCUCAAGAGAUCACCAUCGUGCAGUUCAGUGCCAUUAAUAAGGAAGGAAUAGAUGAAAUCUAUGAAUGGUUAGCCACCUAGGCCCAGAAUUGUGAUUUCUUUCCCAGAACAAGAAAACUGGCUAAACAAAUACAUUUUCUUUAUUUAAAAUACGUG
Aedes aegypti (yellow fever mosquito) is the source of this 663-nucleotide messenger RNA. Its product is annotated as ADP-ribosylation factor-like protein 16. Bases 37 to 588 code for a protein of 183 amino acids. NCBI's taxonomy places the organism in Eukaryota, Metazoa, Arthropoda, Insecta, Diptera, Culicidae. The record is from RefSeq and is a predicted model, not a curated record. The transcript is spliced from 2 exons. Gene Ontology annotation, molecular function: GTP binding; GTPase activity.